This is a messenger RNA of Bombina bombina (fire-bellied toad), 993 nucleotides long. RefSeq names its product transcription factor Sox-17-alpha-like. Bases 1 to 993 code for a protein of 330 amino acids. Gene Ontology annotation, biological process: heart development; positive regulation of transcription by RNA polymerase II; angiogenesis. Lineage: Eukaryota; Metazoa; Chordata; Amphibia; Anura; Bombinatoridae. Gene Ontology annotation, molecular function: RNA polymerase II cis-regulatory region sequence-specific DNA binding; DNA-binding transcription activator activity, RNA polymerase II-specific. The transcript has 2 exons. The record is from RefSeq and is a predicted model, not a curated record.
AUGAUCCCGGGACUGGGUCAGUGCCAGUGGACCGAGCCCAUGAGCUCUAAAACUGAGGGGAAACUGAAGAGUGAUUCAGGCCCUGCCAACCACGGGGUCAGGGGUAAACUCGAGAAUCGGAUCCGCCGCCCUAUGAAUGCCUUUAUGGUGUGGGCAAAGGACGAGCGCAAGAGAUUGGCCCAACAGAAUCCGGACCUGCACAACGCGGAACUCAGCAAAAUGCUAGGCAAAUCAUGGAGAUCUUUGACAUUGGUACAAAAGAGACCUUUUGUGGAAGAAGCAGAGAGACUGAGAGUCCAACACACACAAGAUUUUCCUGACUACAAGUACAGACCCAGGAGGAGGAAUCAAAUAAAGAGGAUGAAGAGACCAGACCAGACUAUCGGCCACCAUAACGAAAUGAUGAAUACCAAUGUAAUGAGCAUGCAUGAGAAAAUUUGUCCUGAGAAUUUCAGCUUUGGGUAUUCUGACCAGGUCUACAACCAGCUACCACGGGGAACCCAAUACAGAGAUAAUCAAACAGGACAUUACUGCAGAGAUUACAAUCUGCAGUCCUCCCCAGUGACCCCGAAUAAUGGCAGUCCUUUUCCUUUUACUAUGUCUGUGCAAGAACAGAAUCAGCUAUUGUCUUACAGCUACAACACUGCUUAUUCUGCCAAUCAACAGAACCAGCCUAUGUUUUGUCCACAGACUGAGCACAUGAGUGAGUUGAGCCCAGGACACAGUAUCAUGGGAUAUCAGGACUCCUCACAGAUGUACUAUGGACAGAUAUGUCUAACCAAUGCUACAGAACAUCACCAAGUGUCAGGGGUUUCUCACAAGUCUCCACUUGAUUGGAUGGACAGAGAUCCACUGCAACAAUUUCCUCUUGUAAAUGAUGUUGACAAAACAGAGUUUGACCAAUACCUCAUGCAUGACUCCAAAACUGAUAUGGGGCUGAAUUGCAGCGCAGAAGAUAUAAUAUACUCUACACAAGAAAUCUGCCAUCUUUGA